UUGUCAAUCUUGGAGGAAAUUAAACUGAAUUGCAAACAUUAUAAAACAGCUGCAGUCACAUUUGUCUGACUCCACCCCUUCAGUGUGGAGUUUUCAGGGAAUUGAAAGUGUUGUGCAGAGCUCCUGAGCAGACUGAACACGGUGAUCAGAAACAGGCAAGAAACGAGCAAAACUCAGGAGUUCAUCAAAUUCCAAGUUUUUUCUAAAAAGAGUCAGAAAGAGAGCAACAAGGACUUUAUUCAACACUGAAUUAUACUCGACAAAUCUAAGGAGGACUUCCUGCUGUGAAAACAUGUCUGACAGCAUACAAACAAAAAGGAGAAGAACAGAUCCACAAACUAUCCUCUGUGACAUGUGUGCAGAGGACAGGAAACCAGCAAAGAAGACGUGCAUGAAGUGUGAGAUCUCCAUGUGUGUCCAGCACCUCCAGGCCCACCUGACCACACCUGUGUUACUGCAGACUCAUCCUCUGACUGAACCCAUGGAUUUAUGUGGGAACACCAAAUGUUCUCAGCACGGCAAGCUCCUGGAGUACUACUGCUUGGACGACAUGACCUGUGUGUGUGUUUCCUGUGCCAUUGAGGACCAGCACCGCCUACACAAUAUGAAGACCUUCUCCACAGCCCACAAAGAGCUCCUGGAGAAGCUGAAAGCUGAGCAGCUGAUCUUACAGGAGAAAACAGACGAUGAGAAUGUGAGUCUGGAAAAGUGGGAGAAGAGUGAAAGAGAGAAGCUGGGUCGCUGCAGUGUGCGUCUGAUUGAGGCUGUGACUAACCUGCGUGACAUCUCUCUGACCAGCGUCCAGAGCUCAGUCUCUGCUCGUAUGGUGUCCCUGAAAACCAGCAAGAGCAGCAUGGAAGCAGCACAGAAGGAGAAGGACACCUUCAGAUUCCUGCAGAUGUAUUCUCAGGUGCAUCAGGAUGUGGAGAAGGCCAAAGCUGUGGAUCUGAGCAAAGGGCUGGAGCCGGGCAGCCAUCGGGACAAACUGGUUGAGGAGAUGAGACAGAAUGGGGAGAAGAUGGUGAAGCAAGCGUCUCAGUUCUGGGGAUCAUUGCUGACUCUGGUUGAUCCUGAACACCACCAGGAGCUUGUUCCCACUGAUUCACACCUGAUCUUUGAGCCACAGUCUCUGGGUCCUGGCAUGUCGCUCUCCAAAGACAACAGGAAGGUUUUCCACAAUAGCUGGCUGGGACAGUGCUGUGCAACUCUUCUAAUCUGUAGUACCAAGACAGCCAGCAGCUAUCAGAGGUGGGUGGUCAGUCUGCCUGAAGAGUCUGAUUGGAUGAUUGGUUUAUGUGAUAAAAAGUGUGCAAAGAACUUGAAGGAUGGAGCUGUGUAUGGACUGUGCUGGGAAGAUAAGCAGCUCAGCAGCCUCACAACAAAGAGAAAUGAAGGUUCUCAGUCAUCCACUUCACAAGGUUUGAAAGCACAAAAUACUGGCACAGCCAAAACAGCUACCCAGUUCAAGACAACCUCUGCAUCAAUCACAUAUCAGGGCGAGAAUGGAGAAGAGCCUGUACCACGACCUGAAAAGGUGGAGGUGUUGUGGAACUUUGCUGCCUCCACGCUAUCCUUCUUCAGCAGAACCGGACAGCACCAGAGAGAAGAAAUAAUCACAAUGAAGCUCAAAGCAAGCAUCAACAACUGGGACCUGGUCCCAUUUGUCCAACUGGGAAAGCAAAAUAUCCACAGCACGACCCAGCAGCAGCAGUGGAAGUGUUCAUGUGGGAAAGAUUACUACUGGGAUGGUAACAGCUACCGGGACAAUAGGUCUGGCUCCUAUUACCAGGGUUGUUGUUCCUGUGGAAAAGUUCUCGGUCCACACAUCACAGAGAUGGUUUGUGAACUUUACUGAGUGGUGGGAUUGUGGUUUUUGUUUUUCUGUCACUGAGUGAGUAUAAACUUAACUGAUUGGUUUUAAUUUGUUGUUAAAUGAAUUUAUUGUGAUGCAUUGUGAGGGUUUUCAUUUAUUGCUGUCAUUCUCUUCUGGGAUUUCAAUCUAAUGUAGGCAUUUUAAAGUGUUUGUCUCCAUCUGCUGUUGUUGAAAGUGUUACUGCUUCACAGCUGGGGAGUCGACAUGUUUUUUCUAUCAAAGUAAUCUUUCAGCAUACUUCAGAUAGAUUCCCGAACAUCCUGUAGGGCCUGUUUACAGACUUUAUCUAGCACACAGCAGGCACUUUGGCUAAUGUUGUCUUUUCAUACUGGAUCGUGUGCAUAUAUGGCUGGGCGGGUCUGAUGGGAGGAGAUUAAUAUUCAUGUAAGUAACACAUUUUAGUUUCAUGUGUACACACUGUAAAUGAUCUAAUCAAUAAUAAAGUCAUUGGAGUUUGAAGUUGUGAAAUGUUUUUAUUGACUGGAUGAAAUGUGACGUGACUUUUGAAAUAUAAAAGCUGCCUUUUUUAAAACUUCACUCAAAAAUGACAAAGAAAAACAACAGUUUACAUAAGAACAGUUUGAAAUGAACUGUGUGAAACUAAAUCCUGUAAAAUACUCACACUGAAGGACUUCUGAAGCUAACAUGAAGGAAUCAGUUUAUUUAAAGGCUUCAAUCAUUACAGUAAAUCCACUUGAAGGUCUCGUUUGUAAAAGGAAACACACACUAACUUUGGUAUCGAUCAGGAGCAGCUGAACCAGGUAAGAUAAAAGUAUAAAUAGAUUGAAUAACAUCUGUACUGUAAGUUCAGCACUACAUUACUACAUGCUGUCUGUGCUCCCAGAUUGUACUCAUACUCAUUGCACUAACAGAUCAUUUAUAGAAAGUAUAACUCAUUAAAGUGCAAAACUUUAGCAAAGGAAUGACAGGUUUUCUAAAAAGCAAGUCAAUGUUAUAAUUUUGUUACAGCAAUUGCAGAAACAUUUAGGAUGUAUAAAUAAUUUAAGAUAUUUACUAUAAUUUUAUAUGUCAGUGACAAAGGCUUUCAGCAGAGUUUAGGAGUCUGCACUGGAAUGAUGAGAGAGCAGGCCUGCAGAGGUAGCCUGCAUCUUACUACCUGGAAACACACUCAGACCUGGAAUAGUCAGAGUGUGAGGAGACCCAGAGUCUGUGUGCUGGAAAAUACUUCUGUUAUAGAGAGUGGAACUUACACAGCUAGA
Molecule: messenger RNA, 3093 nt
Organism: Oreochromis niloticus (Nile tilapia)
Lineage: Eukaryota; Metazoa; Chordata; Actinopteri; Cichliformes; Cichlidae
Product: tripartite motif-containing protein 16-like
Exons: 2
Coding region: 293-1855 (520 amino acids)
Molecular function (GO): zinc ion binding
Source: RefSeq, a predicted model, not a curated record